GAAACUAAUGUAUAAAGGCGUCUAUUUUUUGUGGAUAUGCUUAAUAAAAAAAAUUCUUUGUUCUACGUGUUUCAGUUUAAGCAGACGCCAAACCACGUCAUUCAUCAUGAAAUUAAUUUUACACUUAUUGAUAGUAAUGGGGGUGUCCACCGUUUCUAAUGAGAGGGUCUUGUCUUUCGUAGACAGGGAUGGAGAAUUCCAACACAUGGCGCUAGAUCAUCAGACGGGAAAUAUUUUCAUCGGAGGCAUGAAUAAGAUUCUGAAGCUCUCUUCGAAUUUGGAAAUCAUGGAACGUGCAAUAACCGGCCCACAGAAUGAUUCUCAAAGAUGUGGAGUUUCGGAUUAUUCUUGUUCGUCAGAGCUGGUUUUAACAAAUAAUACUAACAACGUUCUCCUAGUACACGAGGACGAAGUCGUUGUUUGCGGUUCUAUCCGUCAGGGAACUUGUGAAAUUCGCAGGUUAGGAAAUAUAAGCGAUUUAAUAGGGGUAGGAUCAUUGGCUGUUGUUCCUAAUGAAGAAAAUGUGAAUUCUGUUGCUUUUAUUACUGAAGUUUUCAAUUCACGAAAAUCAAAAAUGGAAUCUAUGAUGUAUGUAGCCACCGAGGGCAAUAGUUUUCCAAAAUAUUCCAUUGAACGUAAUUUAAGAACCUCUGUUCCUGCUGUAAGUAUCAGAAGUCUCAGUGAAAUCUAUUUCAGUACAACAGGAGAAAUGCGCUUCGUUACCGACUCGUCUUUCGUAGAACCGAAAAAUGUUUUAUACGUCAGUGGAUUUUCUGUGGGAAAUUUCAGCUACAUCAUAUCCAAUGAAAGGCGGAAAACACACUCUCAAUAUCAUUCGAAAAUCGCUCAUAUGUGUAGGCUUGAUGAUCAUUUAAACACUUACAUCGAGAUUCCACUAAUCUGUAGAGAAGGGAAAACAAAUUUUAACUUUGUCCAUUCGGCAAAAGUGAUCAAACCGGGGAUCUAUUUUAAAAAUUCCACGAAACAAAAACUUACCAACUUGUCUUCCGUGGAGGAUAUUCUGGUGGGCGUGUUCACCGAAACCCUGAGUAACAGAAGUGCAAUGUGUGUGUAUCAAAUGUCUGACAUAAUACAAAAUAUUCUAGACACUGCAAAAGAAUGUCUGAACGGAAAUUACACAUUUGCUGCACAUCAUAAGUAUGAUUAUGGUAAUCAAUGUCCUAUCAGAUAUACGGCACCAUCUUUCACUGACGCUGAACUCCUUUGCUUUACGUUAAGUCACUUCAUCAUUACUAAUGGUGCACCAAUUGAAGGGUCACCUGUUCUGGAAUUUCCAGCCAUCGACAAAGUUCCACUGCUGAAUUCUCUCGCCUUGUUGGUCGUAGAUUCGGGUCACACUGUGGCGUUUGUGGGCACCACGAGAGGACAAUUACGAAAGAUAGUACUCCAUUCUUCGACAGAAGCAUGGGAAUAUUCAAGCGUUUCAUUGACAGAGGCACGGGAAUAUGGAAGCGUUGUAUUGAAUCAGGCGAACUCUUUUCUACAGGAUGUGAUCGUUGAUAACAUUAACAAAUAUGUGUUUACAAUUACCAGAGACACGGUUUACAAAGUACCUACCAGUGAAUGUGAAGGUUAUGCAUCCUGUGAAACUUGCAGAAAAGAUCCAUACUGUGUGUGGCGCACUCUCCAAGGAAGGUGUCAGCAUGGAAGGGAAUAUGAGAACGUAACACUGGGAGUAGAUAUCCUCAGCGGAAACUGUCCACGAAUAUCUUCAAUCAGUCCUAAGAAUAUCACCAUGGAUGAUGUAAUGGAGAAUAAAAAGCUUAGCAUCAGUUUUGAAUUCCUACCGCCUGCAAACCCAGGUCUCCUUUCCUGCUUAUACAGCGGUAAUACAAUAGAAAAAUCUAUAUUGAUGGCUGGAGAAAAAUUGACAGACAACGAAAUGAUAUGUGAUCUGCCUAAGGUACCGAACCUUCCAGAAUUUCCAUCUCGAAAUUGCAUUAAGAUGGAAAUUUUCCUCUUACUUGACGGGAUUAGUUUAUUGUCAUCAAACAUCGACCUAUUCAACUGCAUCAAUAUGACAGUAGAUUGUCCAUCUAAAACCUGUAUCGUGGACGGUGGAUGGUCCAUGUUUGGGUCCUUUAGCGAGUGGACUGCGUGUAGCCAAUCAUGCGGCGGAGGUUCUCAAAAUCGAACACGAUCAAGAAACUGCACGAAUCCUGCUCCAUCAGAUGGUGGGGAUUUCUGUGGCGGAUCCGGACUAGAUACCGAAUCUAGGCAAUGUAACACACUGGAGUGUCCAGUGUAUGGGAUAUGGACCCCGUUUGAAGAAAUUGAAGAAUGGAGUCAAUGCAGUGCUACUUGUGGUGAAGGUAUAGAAAGCCAAAUCAAACUACGCACCUGUAUUCAGCGUGGCUUACAAGACGUCUUGCAGAUAUGUAACGGAUCAGUCAUUCAAAAGGACACCAGACCCUGCAAUGUCAUGGAAUGUGCAUCAGGAUAUGCAACUUUGAUAGCUAUUGCGGUGUCUGUGGCGGGUGUUGUAGUAUGCAUAAUACCUUUUGCCUACUAUGUAUAUUACUGUGGAAAAUCGAAGACUGCACAACAUAACUCACAGAAGAAAUUCAAAGAUCGUGAUAAUGCAAGCGUGGAAGAUGAGGCUUAUCCUCACUAUGAAGAAAUCAACGACCACGAAAUAAAUCCUUUCCAUCGAACGAAUUUGGAAGAAAUUCCAUCUUUAGAUGGGGCAUAUUUAGGAGUAGUGGAAAUGACGGAUGUUGACAUCAAAGGCGCAAGAGAAGCACGGGCUACAUUGGAGCCAUUUGAUGAUAAGCGCACGGAUAUUCACUGGUACAUGGGAGUACACCAAAGCAAUGAAAAUACUUACGAUAAAUUGAUUCGGGCCACUGUCCUGGAGGGGAUCGAAAACCAAAAUGAUGACAAAAAUCUUUGCAAUAUAGCCAACGAGAGUUGCAUUGAAACAGAACAUCCUGUGUCUGAAAAUUUGGAGAGCGACAAAAAGGCCUUCUCUGGAAUUGUUGUGACCAAACUGUGAUGAACAUGGGAAUUACUGUAAAGAAUCCUCAUCAAAUGUAAUUUCUGUUUCUGAAUAACAAAGGAUUAUUGGAAAACUUCCUUAGAUGUAUCUUUCAGAAAAGAAUUUUUAAAGCCAAACUUAUAUUACAUGUCACAGGAAUAAGAAAAAUUAAUGCGGAAUUGGAUUUAAAUGGAACUCGGAAAUAUUCAUAUCUUGUGAUCAGUCAUCCAUAAAAUUUCUAUGAGAAACAAUAUUCUGAUUCUACGCACAUGUACUCUGAAGUUGAUAAUAAUAAGAUGCAUGCCGGAGUUCCUCUUUGAUAAUAUUUACGUAGUCUUUAGAGAUCGGAUCUUCCAUAAUCUGUUGAAAUCUCCAUGGGCACAAAUUGUGUUCCUUUUUAUCCGAUCUGUUUUAGUAUUCUUAGAAGGCAGUGUUUAUUCAAAAGCUCCUACACGAGAAGAAAAAUAUCUUGUUGUGGUCUUGAACGUGACAUAAUCUUAUAUUUAUAAAACACAUUGACAAUGUUUUCAUAUUAAACAUAUUCACUUUCACAACGAACAAGGAUAAGUCAUAUUUUGAGUCGAUAUAUGUCAGUGAACUUGAUAUAAAAUACUCGAAAGAUUCUUUCACAUCUGCUUCAAAUUCAGAUAUUGUAUUGAAUAUGAACAUUAAACGCAAACUAUCAA
This is a messenger RNA of Ostrea edulis (European flat oyster), 3684 nucleotides long. RefSeq names its product plexin-B-like. Lineage: Eukaryota; Metazoa; Mollusca; Bivalvia; Ostreida; Ostreidae. Gene Ontology annotation, cellular component: semaphorin receptor complex. Gene Ontology annotation, molecular function: protein binding; semaphorin receptor activity. The transcript is spliced from 11 exons. Bases 8 to 3016 code for a protein of 1002 amino acids. Gene Ontology annotation, biological process: regulation of cell migration; semaphorin-plexin signaling pathway involved in axon guidance. The record is from RefSeq and is a predicted model, not a curated record.